Fonsecaea multimorphosa CBS 102226 is the source of this 1782-nucleotide messenger RNA. RefSeq lists its product as uncharacterized. Bases 1 to 1782 code for a protein of 593 amino acids. NCBI's taxonomy places the organism in Eukaryota, Fungi, Ascomycota, Eurotiomycetes, Chaetothyriales, Herpotrichiellaceae. The transcript has a single exon. Gene Ontology annotation, biological process: intracellular protein transport; vesicle-mediated transport. The record is from RefSeq and is a predicted model, not a curated record. Gene Ontology annotation, cellular component: Golgi membrane.
AUGGACGUCGCUUCGGCCAUUUCAGGCUAUGUCUCCAAAAUUGCUGGCCUUGGUGAAGGCGCUGCCGCCUCCCAAAGCCAGAAGAUGAAAAUCCUCCUCCUAGAUUCCGAGACAGUCCCAAUCGUAUCAACCGCGAUCACCCAGUCCGCCCUCCUUCGAUAUCAGAUCUACCUCAUUGACAGAAUCGACAACCCUGCCCGCGAACGCAUGCGCCAUCUCAGAUGUCUAUGCUUCGUCCGCCCCUCACCCGAUUCGAUCCAGUUCCUCAUCGAUGAACUGCGCGAGCCCAAGUACGGCGAAUACAACAUUUACUUCAGCAACAUCAUAAAGAAGUCCUCGUUGGAGAGGUUAGCGGAGGCGGAUGAUCAUGAGGUGGUGAAGGCAGUCCAGGAAUAUUUUGCAGAUUACAUUGUGGUCAACCCGGAUUUGAUGUCCUUGAACCUGGGAUUCCCCAAGCAGAGGCUCUGGAGCCACAGCCCAGACGUCUGGAACACCGAUGCCUUACAAAGGACAGCCGAAGGAGUGGUUGCGCUUCUACUGUCACUCAAAAAGAACCCGCUGAUACGAUACGAGAAGAACAGCCUUAUGGCUAAGAAGCUUGCCACCGAGGUCCGCUACCAGAUCACCCAAGAAGAACAACUCUUCGACUUUCGCAAAACUGAUACCCCUCCGCUGCUCCUGAUUCUAGACCGGAGAGACGAUCCUAUCACCCCACUGCUCACUCAGUGGACGUACCAAGCUCAAGUCCAUGAAUUACUCGGCAUCCACAAUGGCCGGGUCGAUCUGAGCGCUGUCCCCGAUAUUCGGCCUGAACUCAAGGAGAUUGUCCUCUCGCAGGACCAAGAUCCAUUCUUCAAGAAAAAUAUGUAUCAAAAUUUCGGCGACCUGGGCGGAAACAUCAAGGAAUAUGUCGACCAGUAUCAGAGCCGAACCAAGUCCACUGCCCAGAUUGAAUCGAUAGCCGACAUGAAACGCUUUGUCGAAGACUAUCCAGAAUUCCGAAAACUUUCUGGCAACGUCUCCAAGCACGUAACUCUGGUGAGCGAACUCAGUCGUCGGGUCUCGGCCGAUUCACUGCUCGAUGUCUCAGAACUCGAGCAAAGUUUAGUCUGCAACGACAAUCAUGCUGCCGAUCUGAAGACGUUGCAGAGACACAUUCAAAACCCGAGCAUUCCAGCAGACAAUAAACUCCGCCUCGUAGCUCUCUAUGCCAUUCGCUACGAACGCAAUCCCAACAACGCUCUCCCUGUUCUCCUUGACUUGUUGACCUCCGUAGCCGACGUACCUGCCUACAAGAUCUCCAUCAUCCCCAAGCUUCUUGCUUACCAUCACAGUCUUCAGCCUGCUCCUGUUGGUGGCGCCACCGGCUUUACCGAUCUUUUCGAUUCAGGUUCUUCUCCAUUUAGCCAAUUUCGACGCAAUCUAAACCUGAAGGGCGUUGAGAAUGUCUACACCCAGCAUUCCCCACGUCUGGAAAACACGCUCCAGAAUCUCAUCAAGGGGCGGUUGAAGGAACUACAAUAUCCUUUUGUGGAUGGGCAUCAUACGAGGGAUAAGCCCCAGGAUAUCAUCGUCUUCAUGGUGGGAGGCGUCACGUACGAGGAAGCCAAAAUGGUGGCCCAGGUCAAUGCUUCCGUGCCAGGCAUACGAGUGGUGCUAGGGGGAACAAGCGUGGUUAAUUCAACAAUGUUCUUGGAAGAGGUGGAUGAUGCAGUUGGUAGUUGGCCGGAUCAAGGUCCCGCAUCGGCAAGAGAAAGACUGGGCAGGGCCGUGGGAAGGUGA